CCGGUUUAUCGAUGCGGAAAAUUUUUUUAUGAUUUUUAUUGACUGCGCCAACACAUUUUAAUUAUGUACAUAAUUAAAUAUUAUGUUAUCCUGUGUAGAGCGGGUACAUAAGUGAACUCCGCAAGAACAACGUUUCGAAUACGCCCUUCUUUCCAAGUUAUCGGCUGACGCUGACAGCCUGGUUGUUCACAGCUUUUUGGAAAUGGCUCGUUUUACGGCUACAGUUUGGAUUCUAUCCUUUAUCUUAUCCGUGCUCGCUUCUAAAGAUGUCCCGGACACCCACAAAAAGGCGGAUCUGCAAACAACGACACUAACGAACUCAACGAAUGGAGGCGCAGUACAGCGUGUCACCGUGCAAGAUGGAGACUCUUACACGAUGGUCUGCCGUGACCCCAACGCCACACCGGCUCCGGAUGCCCGUCGACGCCGAGAGACGAAGAAGAAACCCAAAAUGAUCUACGGUAUCAUCCUUGAAGAGGCCAAGUAUGUCGGCAGCGGACCCUGUCGAGAAUCUUCCAUUGUGAAAAACUUAAAGAAAAACUACUGCGCUGGCUGGCGUCAGAAAACAUGCGAAGUAACAGCGAAAGAUCCUGUCAAAGAAUGCAGCAAACGGCCGCUGAAAUUGGUAUUCUCUUGCGGAAUGACGCCGGCAGUCAUGGGCGUCCGUGGUAUGAUCGUCAACAACAUGCUGGAUGACUGAAAAAGUUGACGUUACAUGGUCAGAUAAAUAUGCACCAUGCAGAUAUAUAAUAGUUAUUAAUUAUUUCAUUUUGAUGCAGCUGUGGGCCUGGGACAAGUACAAUACUUGAAAACGUUAACGUAAAACGCCUCAAAGUUGUACAGGGAUGACCAAACGAGAAUCGCUGUAGCAAAAUCUCAUCGACAUUUUUAGUGAUACUUAAAGCUGCUAAUUUUUUAUGCGCUGCGGCGAUACUUAAUUUCCGUCAGCUGUGAUCCUGCCACCACGUACGGCAGCUAAGAGUUGCAGCUAAAAAUUUCACCUUAAGCGAUUUUCAUUUGUUUGAUUAUUAUUUUACGCAAUCUAGAAGUACUGAAAAAAGUGUGCAGUUGCCCUGCUUCUACUGUAUUAUGUCUGUAUACACUUUACAUUACUGUCAGUUUCACCGCUUGGGUGACAAGACGAAGUCCAUCUUGUGCCUUUGUCCACUUCCGCACUUUGAUUGACUAAUACCAAAAUAAUUAAUGUUGUUAUCAUUUCUGCUUCCAACCAUUCAAUGUCGGUAAUAAUUCCGAUCAAAGAAGGGAAGACAAUAAACGCUGAUGCAAUUUCAUUGAAACUUCGUGUAAUUACCAAAUCUCUUUUGCCCUUUUCAACGGGCAGCAGUACUGAAUCUACCGCAGGGGUAGAAGUAUGAUAAUUAUUAAAUCAGAGUACAAGUACAUUCUUUGGCCAUGAAGCCAUAACUCAGCUGUGGAAACUGGACUCUUAACCGAAUACAUGAUGGUCAACAGAACCACACAUAUAUCACAGGUAAAAAUAAUCAUCUCCACUUUCUGGCAGCAAGAAACUAUGAAGCCGUUAAUAUUAAUCAUUGCCAUCCCAGCGAUACAAGCAGUACUAUCCCCACCACGGCUCCCACCGACAGUCCACCCGAACCACUGGUCUCGUCCACGAUCGGACUGGUAAAUACGCAGGGUUCUCCAGGUUCCCCGUUGACAUCCGUGGCAUACAGUCUGACGGUCUCACAGCAUGACGCACCGGUGACCUGCUUGCGCAUCACCAGCUUCCCGUUGACCCGCACCAGCUGACUGGUGACAACCGCCCCAUUGGCAUUCGACCAGUCGCCACGGAAAUCCACCGGAUGGACAGCGUACUGGAAAUCGUCAAUAUCAUCGGUUAUUUCCACCUGGGCGUUGUAAGUGGCGUUGACACAGGUUGUGAAGCCUUUGCAAAGAAGAUGUGUUGACUGGCGGAUGGUACAUUGUGGUGGAACUGCGUUACCAUCGAGGAUGUUAGUCUCCCGGAGAAUAAAGUUAUCGCCACUUAACUGCUGGUUGUCGCUGAGCAGAACAAAGAAGAGAUACAUCACACCGACUCCGGUGCCAAGACGCUCAUCCGAAGUGAUAUUAAAUUCGUGCGUGUUGAGACCGGCUUCCAUAAUGGGUGAUAAAAGCUCCCAAGUUUCCCUGAUUUGCAGUUGUGGAGAUAAACUACCGGUUGUGUAUGACAGUUUGGCGCCGGUGGUGGAUGUACUGUAGAGAAUAUCGAUAGCUCGAUUCGUAACGAGAUCCAUGGCGAAACGUGUUGGUGUAAUUAGCGUUUCGCUGUAGCGCUUGUACGGCCUGCCUUCGGAAUCCCCACUUAUUUCGAUGCGAAACGGUUGAGCGGGCACGACAAUAUCCACCACAAAAAACUGGUUGCUGAUUGGUUGGGCGGUGACCUUUGCGAGAAUGUCGCUUGUUGCCGUGAUCAAUUGUACUUCGGGAAACCCGGCUUCACAACCGAUACACGCUAACCGACUGAUUAGAAUGCUGACGCUUU
Paramacrobiotus metropolitanus is the source of this 2503-nucleotide messenger RNA. RefSeq lists its product as uncharacterized. The transcript is spliced from 5 exons. NCBI's taxonomy places the organism in Eukaryota, Metazoa, Tardigrada, Eutardigrada, Parachela, Macrobiotidae. Bases 203 to 700 code for a protein of 165 amino acids. The record is from RefSeq and is a predicted model, not a curated record.